AUGCAGCUGAACGGAGCCAUGACCUUUGUGACGAGCAACUUGAAGGACUUGCAGGGCAUCCUCCCACAGGUGGUGAAGAAUCUGAAAACGGCCAAGAAGGAGGUGGGUAUCGUCUCUGGCGUGAUCGAUUCCAUGUCUCAGAUCUUGGGUUUAAAGACCCCGCCUUUGCUGCAGCAGAUCGCCGGGAUGUACAAGACGGUGUGGAUCUUGUACUUUGUGUUUUUCUUCCUCUUCACUGGCUUCAUGUUGUUCUACGCCUUUUGGGCCAACGGAUGGUUUGGUGGACCUCAGGUGGAGCUGUCGACCGAGUCACCAGAACCACCACAGACCUUUAUGGAGCGCUUGAGGACCUGCUGUAGCAGCUGCACCGCGUGCCUAUCAGGAUGCACCUCCGGGCACCUUUGCUUCUGGUCUCUUUUGCUGUUAGCGCAGGUCGUGAUUCUGGUCCUGUUUGUAAUCUCCUUGGUGGUGUGCCUCAUCACAGGUCUCCAGGCGUUUUUUGGGCGCUGGCUGCUCCAAGAUCUACCUCCUCACCGAUGCGGAGAUCUGCACUGCGGUCUUGACGAUUUUCCAGACCUUCCUGAAGACUUUUGGCUUCUUCGAGCCCAUCACUGA
This is a messenger RNA of Durusdinium trenchii, 615 nucleotides long. NCBI's taxonomy places the organism in Eukaryota, Dinophyceae, Suessiales, Symbiodiniaceae. The record is from the annotation of a GenBank genome assembly.